UCGGCGGCGGCCACUGAGCGGAUCGGAUUUCACUUGCACGCGCACCUCGCUCCGCUUCCUCUGCAACCAUGUCUGACAAACCCGAUAUGGCUGAGAUUGAGAAAUUCGAUAAGUCGAAAUUGAAGAAGACAAAAACAGAAGAGAAAAACCCACUGCCUUCAAAAGAAACGAUUGAGCAGGAGAAGCAAGCAGGAGAAUCGUAGUGAGGCGCGCGCCGCCAGUAAGCACUGUACAUUCCACAAGCAUUGCCUUCUUAUUUUACUUCUUUUAGCUGUUUAACUUUGUAAGAUGCAAAGAGGUUGGAUCAAGUUUAAAUGACUGUGCUGCCCCUUUUCACAUCAAAGAAUCUGAACUACUGACCAGGAACGCCAAGCCUCCUUUCCAUCUGCCUGUCUGGCUCGCAGGGGAGGAAAAUAACUUGUAUGCUGGUGAAGGAAGAAGCUGGGUGGGACGACCAGUAAAAACUAGGUUGGUCCAAGGUAUCUGGCAGGCUGUACGAUGCAGUUUAAUCAGAGUGCCAUUUUUUUCUUUGUAUGAUAUUAAUUACUGGAAUGCACAAUUUUUUAAUAUGCAAAUAAAAAGUUUAAAAUGUGG
Messenger RNA from Neomonachus schauinslandi (Hawaiian monk seal), 594 nucleotides. RefSeq names its product thymosin beta-4-like. Gene Ontology annotation, cellular component: cytoplasm. The transcript has 3 exons. Gene Ontology annotation, biological process: regulation of cell migration; actin filament organization. The record is from RefSeq and is a predicted model, not a curated record. The coding region runs from base 69 to 203 and encodes 44 amino acids. Gene Ontology annotation, molecular function: actin monomer binding. Lineage: Eukaryota; Metazoa; Chordata; Mammalia; Carnivora; Phocidae.